Molecule: messenger RNA, 1273 nt
Organism: Coniophora puteana RWD-64-598 SS2
Lineage: Eukaryota; Fungi; Basidiomycota; Agaricomycetes; Boletales; Coniophoraceae
Product: cwf21-domain-containing protein
Exons: 3
Coding region: 1-1122 (373 amino acids)
Source: RefSeq, a predicted model, not a curated record
AUGUACAACGGCAUUGGUUUGACAACUCCCCGUGGAAGUGGCACGAAUGGUUACGUCGUCCGCAACCUUUCGACACUCCGCACACACCAGACUCCUUCAGACAGAGCUACCGCUUGGGAUGCAGCUCCUCCAAAGCACAGAGAGCCAGACGAGGGUAUUCUUGAACACGAGCGCAAGCGCAAGGUAGAGGUCAAGUGUCUUGAGCUGCAGCUAGAACUCGAAGAUGAAGGCAAUCUGGCCGAGGCUGAAAUUGAAGUCAAGGUUGACGAGCUUCGUACCAAGCUUCUCGCCGAUAUGUCCUUUGCUGGGCCCGCAAAAAAGCCUUCUGAUACUCAUGGAAUGGCUGCCGCCAAAAAGGCCGAGCUGAGUAAAAUGGCUCGUGCCUUGGGCACAAGGAACGACUACUCUGAAGGCGAGGCAUUUGACCGCGAGAAGCAAGAGGAAAACAAGAUCCGUCGUCUCACAGAGCGGGAGGAAAGGGAUAGGAGGAGGGACGAGGAGAGGGCCAAGAUGGAGGAGCAGAGGCAGAAGUGGGAGGCUGAGAAGCGAGAGCGCGAUCGUCUCAGGCGGCGUGAGGAAGAUCGGCGACGGAGGGAGGGCGAGGAUCCAGAUAGGCGACGGAGGGACAUGCCUCCCCCUCCGCUUCCUCCGUCGAGGGACAGGCGAGACUUCCGUGGAGAACGAGAGCGUAGAAGCCGCAGUCCGCCGCGGCGCUCUUACGGACGUGACAGAGACAUGCGGCGGGGACGUUCUAACUCGCGUUCUCGUUCUCCUCCUCCGCGUCGCCGCUCGCCGUCUUCUGAUCGGUCCAGGUCUCCUCCCGCACGCUAUCAGCGGUCUGGCACACCACCCCCUCCCUCACGGCGCUCGCCACCUCCGACUCCGCCCCAGCUUGAACGUUCCCCUCCUCGCCGCCGUUACCGCUCACCUCGCAGGUCUCCCUCGCUGGACCGGGACCGGCGCCGAUCCAUGUCUCCUGCUUCGCCUCGACGUCGUUCUUUGUCUCCCGAAGAGAGGGGCCGAAAACUGACUGCGUCUCCGAAGUCGACUGGCCGGGCACGAUCAGACUCUGCAGGAUCCUCUUCCAUGUCGGUCAGCACGGGACGAAGCGAGUCGAGAUAAGCUAGCUGUGAUCAGUGUGGUCCAAAAAACGUUAUUUGCAUCUGUUCGCUUCCACUCCUGUACAUGUAAUACAUAUGCUUCAUGGUCGGUUCCUACGCCCGUAGUCCCUGUAAUAUUCAUGGACACCAAUUAUGAGUUCCCAUUUAUACAC